UGUUGUCAUGCACAGGCGCUCUCCCUCUUUUGGCACAAAGUAGGCUGGCAGCACAACAGCCAUGUGUUUAAGCUCCACGCUUUGAAGGGCUCGAAAAAACUUUUUCAGGACAGUUUCUGAGAAACAUUGUGUACAGAGGGAGAGAGAGGGAGAGAGAGGGAGGAGGAGGAGGAGAGUGAGGGUGAGAGAGAGUGUAAGUGUGAGGGAGAGAGAUGGGGAGCAGACGGAGCUGCAGACAAAAACAAGCUGUCUUCCAUGCGGUGAUUUGAUCUUAGUUGUUGGAGGAAGACUUUGUUGUUUUUGGGAGGGAGGACGGUGUUUGUGGAGAUCCUGCAGGAGACUCAGCAACAGAGGUGGCUGUAAUCCUGUAAAUCCAGUCUGUGCUUCCCCCAUCCCAUCGUUGGAUUUAGCUCCGAGCUGUUUCGGCGAUGCAGUGCGACGAGCUCUCAGCCCGAGAUGAGUUCACCUACAGCCACAUGCCCAUUCUGGAGAGGGGCGGCGGGACUCUGGAGAGGGGCGGCGGGACUCUGGAGAGGGGAGGUGGUUCGCUGGGACGACGGGGCGACAGGGGAUCCGAGAGAAGGCCGGACAGGGGGGAGCGGUAUAGGCCGGAGCGGGACAGCUACACAGUGGACGUGAGGGCCAGUGACCUGCAGCUGGCCCAGCCGGAGCCUCUAAAGCACCCCUGCUUCAGCUACAGGGCCUGGCUCUACAGUGUCCUCAUAGGGGGCAGUCUGCUCAUCACGUCGGGUUUCUCUCUGUACCUGGGAAAUGUGUUUCCUGUUGCCAUGGACUACCUACGCUGUGCUGCGGGCUCUGGCCUUCCUGCAGCGAUCGCCAGCUUUGCCAUUGCCAAGAACAGACAUGUUGCAGUGUCAGAUUUCCAGGUGGUCUACGUGUCGACGUUUGCUGUGACCACCACCUGCCUGGUUUGGUUCGGGUGUAAGCUGGUCCUGAACCCCUCUGCUGUCAACAUCAACUUCAACCUCAUCCUGAUGAUUGUGCUGGAGGUGUUGAUGGCCAGUACUGUCAUCCUGUCAGCCCGGUCUGCAGAAGACUGCUGCUGCCACAGGAAGACGUACGACAGACCUGUGAUCAUAAAGCCCGCCGUGUUCCCCACCAGAGUCCUUAAAGCGUAUUCUGUGAUCGAAGUGAUCGUGGGGAUCUCUGCUGUGUUCGGAGGGAUAAUCGCGCUCAACAUGGACGCUUUGUUGCCUGGCCCCUACUUGUCCGUCACAUUUUUCUGGAUUCUUGUGGCUUGUUUCCCCAGUGCUAUCGCCAGUCACGUUGUGUCAGAAUACCCCAACAAAUGUCUGGUGGAGGUGCUGAUCGCCAUCAGCAGCGUGACAUCUCCUCUGCUCUUCUCAGCCUCCGGCUUCCUCUCUUGCAGUGUGAUCAGCUUCAUUGAAAUGUUCCUGCAUGAUGUGCCUACAGCCAAGCAAUCCUACGACAUCCUGCUGCUGAUUCUGAUGGUGCUGCUGCUGGUGCAGGCUAUUCUGACUUCAGCCACUGUGGUGCACUGUGCCUCCUACAAGAGUCAGCUCCGCAUGGGGGCUGUGGAGUGCGAUGACAGCAUGCGCACCUCCAGUCACUACUGCGAGCAGCAGGCAUCCAAUGGAACGCUGCAGGAUUUCGACAAAGACAGAGCCUGGAAGGCAGUCGUGGUCCAAAUGGCCCAAUGAGCGGUUCACUACCGUGCAGGAAGAAAGAGAGAGAGAGAGAGAAGUUAAUGAUGAGAAAGAAGGAAUAUACACAACAAACUCUGCAAGCUGUGAGCGCAAGAGCACAAUCCUGAGACAGGAAGAAAGACGUGUUCAGAGAUGGAGAGGGAAUCAGAGAAAUCUGAGGGGGAGGAAGUUUAAAAAAAAUGCACGACAGAGAAAAUGAUUCUUUAAUUUGUUUUUGUUGAGGAUGUUUGCGUAGAUGAUGCUCGGAGCGCCGUGUUUGAUGUCUGUUCUCUGGGUUUCUUCUCAUAACUGUUGUCUGCAUGCUGACGUGGAGAGGAGAGGCUUCAUCCGACCUGGGAAUUGAACCAUUUUCUGUAGUUUAAUAAGCAGAAGUGUAUUUACACUGACAGCAUGUAGGUGCAAUGAACAAUCAUGUGAGUCAGUGUGUUCAGUAGUGUAACAGUGAUGUUCAGCAGCGCAGUAGUGGCUGUUUACUACAGAUUAUCACAGGAGAACUGAUCCUCCUGGAUUAAUCACCUGGUGUAACAGUGUUUUAACAGAGAUUAUGUCUCAUUAGAAAUAAAACGUUUGUCAUCAACUGUAAGUAAACGUGUGUGAUGGUUUAUUAAAGGAUAAGUUCACAAACAAUUAAAAAUCAGGCAUUAUCUACUCUCCCUCCGUGCUGACAGAAAGUCUGGUGAUGUUUUUAUGCUGCAGCAAUUUUUCGAGGUUUGUUUCGUUCACACGGGACAAGAAAGAAAACCGACUCUCCCGAUUCAUCCUCAGGGUUUAUAGAUUCUAACUUCCAUGAAGCAAAGUCGGAUAAAGAGAUCAAUGAGGCGGGCAGACGGGCUCACAAUACAUUUAAGAAUGUGCCACUGUGGAUCUAUUGCAGAAUUCAUUGCCUGCCGUCACCGCCCUGCUGUCUCCUCCAGCGUCCUGCCUGCAGCCUGUCAGCCGUGAAUAAUGUGAGCGUGCAAAGUUACUCAAGUAAUCAAGUAAUCGUGAGAAGUGGCAGGAAGUGCCUCGCAAUUAUACUUAUAAGUACAGAAUUUGAGCAGAUUGCACUUUGUUACGUUACGUCACUGGUUGUUCUAAAUGUUGCAGUUGUGAUGAUAUUAUUAGUCAAUAUUAAUAGAUCCUUGGUAUAAACUCCUUAAAGGCAGAGCUGGUGAGUUUUAAUGUGCUGGGUCUGUGAUGGAAGCUGCAGCACAUCUCAGACGUGAACAUCACCAGGAUCUGUGAGAUGGAGGGGAGAAGGAGGGAGGAAGAGGAAGAGAGGUAGAGAGAGAGAAGGAGGAAGGC
Molecule: messenger RNA, 2972 nt
Organism: Acanthopagrus latus (yellowfin seabream)
Lineage: Eukaryota; Metazoa; Chordata; Actinopteri; Spariformes; Sparidae
Gene: mlc1
Product: modulator of VRAC current 1
Exons: 12
Coding region: 429-1682 (417 amino acids)
Biological process (GO): regulation of response to osmotic stress
Cellular component (GO): cytoplasmic vesicle; endoplasmic reticulum; plasma membrane
Source: RefSeq, a predicted model, not a curated record